This is a messenger RNA of Platichthys flesus (European flounder), 2504 nucleotides long. RefSeq names its product Myb/SANT-like DNA-binding domain containing 4 with coiled-coils (gene msantd4). The transcript has 5 exons. The annotation marks the transcript as partial. NCBI's taxonomy places the organism in Eukaryota, Metazoa, Chordata, Actinopteri, Pleuronectiformes, Pleuronectidae. The record is from RefSeq and is a predicted model, not a curated record.
UUGCUAUUCUCCGGUUUUGUUUUGAUUUCGGUUCAUCUGUGUGCUCAAGGGGUGUCUGUCCCCUUCCCUGCUGCCAAGCUGGAUUUCCUGCAGGUGAAACAUCUGAAGAGGAAGAGGAAGAGCAACUACAGUGUGAGAGAAACACAGACUCUCAUCAGGGAGAUCCACAAGAGGAGGGAAGUGCUGUUCUCCAGACAGCAGAACACAGCCAUUAAUGAGCUGAAGAGACAGGCAUGGGAGGAAGUGGCUCGAGGAGUCAAUUCACUUGGGGAGGGGGAGCUGCGAACUGCUGCUGAGGUGAAGCGACGUUACCUGGAUUGCCGCGCCCUGAUGAAGAGGAAGCAGCUUCAGGCAGAGCUCUGUCUCUCCUCCUCCUCCUCCUCGUCUCUGGCCCUGAAGACAGAGUACGAUCAGUCCUCCCCCGAGCAUGAGGCCGCCUCUCUGGGGUCGGGGUGCGACCAGCUGCUGGACCUUUCUGGCUUUCCAAAGGACUGCCACUGCGACUGGCCGGAGCUGGUGGGUCUCAGCGAGCCGAGCGGUCAGGCCAUGAUGGCACCGCCGGACAUGAAGAUGGAGGAUGAUGUCAGUGAAUACAGACUGGAUGGUGAUGGUGAUGUGGGAGAUGGAGAAGGAGAAUUAGAUGAAGAUGACAUUCCCUCCCUCCUCAGCGACAUUGAGUCACGUGGCGAAGGGCAAGUCGGCGAUGCCUAUUCCCACAACGUCCUAGGCACACUCAGCUCUUCCAAGGUCCCGAUCUCCACCACCAACAGGGACCUGCCCCUGGCCGCCGCCCUCAUGGGGAUGCCACCUCAUGCACUGGGAGGUCUCACCAGUCAUGAAAACAUGGGUGCAGGGUUCAUGGCGGCUGUUGAGAAGCAGCGGCUGGAGCUGGAGAAGCAACGGCUGGCCGUGGAAAUGGAACGCCUGGGUGUGGAGAAAGAGCGGCUGGCGGUGGAGAAGGAGCGACUUCGUCAGACGGAUGUGGACCGGGAACGAGUGCAGCUGGAGAGAGAGAGGCUGCAGGUGGAGAGGGAGCGGCUGAGGCUUUUGCUCCUCAGCAGGUCAGAGCCCGCCGACUCCUCUUUUAACCUGCCGCCACAGCAAGGCCCGCCCUCCUCCUCCACGCCUUCCUUAUCCUGCGCUCAUGAAGGACAGAGGGAGAGAGAGCGGGAAGGCAAAGUGUGGAGGACAGUGGUGGAUCUGGACGUGGAGAGGCUCAAACUGGAGAAGGAGAGACUGCAACUGGAGAAAGAGAGACUGCAGUUCUUCAAAUUCGAGGCGGGCAGACUGCAGAUAGAGAGAGAACGCCUCCAGGUGGAGAAAGAAAGAAUGCAGCUGCACAAAGAUCAUCAGAGCCACUGAUGAAAAGACUGAUGGGAGAGAAAGUGGAGGAUGAAACUGAACAAUACUGACAAUAACGCAGCAGUUGCAUCAGCGACUGCUCCUUAAUGAGCCCUACACACAUAUAUCCUUAAAGAUGGUGUGCGCCACUUUAAUGAUUAGUGCCGUUUAGAGUUUGGCCGAGGAGAAGACCGAGAUGCAGGGCUGGUUUAUUUAUGACCAUCACAAUGAAGCAGUGCCUUAUGAUGUCUUCAUUAAAGGGGCGACGGGACAGGAAAGAUGGAUUUGUCUGGCACACGCAGCUGCUUAUUAGAUCAGCAUCUCAACCAAGUUUGAGCAGAUGUUCAGUGGCCCAUCCAGAUACACUGAUGCACAGAAUGUACUGUGUAAAACAUGAAAUGCUGGUUAUAGAUUUGCAGUACAACAUUUCUAGUGUAGGAAUGUUUUAAAUGGUAUUUAUUAUAUGAAAGAAAGGGAUCUGGAUGUUAAAUGUAUCUACUGUAUUGGUGCCCGAGUCGACCAUAUAAAUUAGAUCCCAGCACUGUUUACUUGUACACUGAGUACUUUAUUGCUUUUUAUGUAUUUCUGUCAAGUUCUUGUUUUGAAGGAUCAUUUACUUGGGAACAGUUUACUUUGUCCGCCAGUUUUAAGACUUUGUGACAGUUAAUAAUUGUAUUAUUUACACCGGUGCUUUUCCUACUUACUGUAUGUAACAUGUUUGGAAAUCUCUUCUGGGAAAAAGGCAUAUUGAGGUUUGAUGCUUUUGACAUGAGUAUAUACGGACUUGGAAAAGAGCCUGAAGAGCUGUGGUGAGCAGCUGCAGGAUGUUUACUUUGCAUGGUGGGACAUUAAAGAUGAGAAUUGCUUACUUAAAAGUUUUGUUGUGUCAUAAACAUAUAUUGUACUUUUACUGGCUAAUACAAACUGUAUUCUGUUGUUUAUGUCGUGACAAAAUAUUCUUUUUACACGUUGUCCCAGUUAGUCUUUUUAAAGAACUCGUGACCUGAGUGGCAUACCAAUUUUAUUAUUUUCUUUUCAUUCAAUUUACUACAUGGUUCCAUCCCUGAUCAGCAUGUAUAUGUAUUUAUACAACUUUUUUUCUCCCAUGUUACUGAGUUUAUAAAUGAUCUUUCUAAAGUCAAAUAAAUGUGACUUCCAGAUAA